GUGAUUUACUUUCUCUUAUGUAGUGGAGCAUCAGAACGUUAUUAACAAAAUUUGUGAUAAAUGCUUACAAAUGAUAGUCUUCUGGUAUAUUAUGUUAUUUUGAUUAAAUGUAGUUUUUAAAAUAAAAUAAAAAACAACAUCGAAUUAUAAUGGCCAGCGGCAGGUGCUGCCGAAUAAAGUCCCUGGCUGCUCUAGAUGCCGAUGCCGCGGCCGCUGGAGAUGCCGCUCUAGCGACAGCUGCCGAAGAAGUCCCUGGCCGCUGGAGAUGCCGCUACGAGAUGCCGAUGCCGCGGCCGCUGGAGAUGCCGCUGUAGGGAGAGCUGCCGAAGAAGUCCCUGGCCGCUGGAGAUGCCGCCGGAAGUGCCGCUGCGAGAUGCCGAUGCCGCGGCCGCUGGAGAUGCCGCUCAAGCGACAGCUGCCGAAGAAGUCCCUGGCCGCUGGAGAUGCCGCCGGAAGUGCCGCUGCGAGAUGCCGAUGCCGCAUUUUGCGCCAGCCCUCUCUCGCCAGAUACAUUUUGGGCGCUGCGGCAUAUUAAAUAUAUGAUAAAUAGUUUUUCUGCGUGAGGAAUACAGUGUGUGGCGGGAGUGCGUGACAAAAGACCGAAAUGAGUGACUGUCACGCUCAAUGCGUGACACUUGAGAGCCCUGCAUAUGUUCACAUCCUGCAAACAUUGAAACCCAGGGGAAUCAACACAUGUGGAAGAGUUAUUUCACCUCUGCAGGGGUUGGCCAUUUAUUAUUUUCGACCCCAGGGGAGAGAAAGACUCCCAGCACCGCCCAUCUCACACAGACGGGUGUCCAUAAAAGUGACCGGACAGAAUGACCGAACAAACUCAGGACUGACAUCUGAACUUCAGCGGUUUCUCCGAGAUUUUUCAUCUACGCUCAAGAUGGCUGACUCUAUUAAUGAUAGGCGUGGUGAGAGUGUGGAAGACGUGGCAUCUUCGUCUGGGACCAGUGAUCGAGACGAGGAGGUGUCAGUGAGAGGCAGACAAACACCAAAUGCUUUUCACCAACAAGCAGAAGCAGAAGAAUCGCAGUCCGAGGGACACAAGAUCAGGGAUUGGCUUUGUGAAAUCGUUAACAUAUUGGAUGCUGACGAAAUCUCUUUGAAUCGCCUUUGUUUGAAGCUUCAGAAAGAGAAAUCAAAAGAUGAGAGUGUGGAUGACGUGGCAUCUUCAUCUGGGACCAGCGAUCGAGACAAUCCAGAUGCUUUUCACCAACAAGCAGAAGCAGAAGAAUCACAGUCCGAGGAUCAGAGCAAGAGGGAACUGCUUCAUGAAAUCAUUAAGAGAGUGGAAGCUGACAAAAUCUCUAUGAGUCACACUGUCAAAUCUUGAAGUAAAUCGAGUAAUGUUGCUUCAGUUUUUGAUGGAUAUCAAGAAAUGUAAAGGCCUUCUAAACGGUCAAUUGGAGGAGCAGAACGCCUUUGACGAUUUACAGCCUGCAACAGAAGAAGAAGAAAUGCAGUUCGAGGAUCAUGGGAACGCGGCACAGAACGACAUUAGGGAAGAGUUGCAUCAAAUCGUUAAAAGAUUCCACGCUCAGGUUCACGACAGGAGCUAUAUGACAAAGAUUAAAGAAAUAAGAGCAAUCUGGAUUCAGAUUUUGAUGGAGCUCAAUGAAUUAAAAGGUAGUCCAGGUGCUCCAGUAGCAUGAUAAGGACACUUUUUAUUCACUAAAACAGGAAUAUGCUUUGAAUUAAGAUAUAAUCAAUGUUUGAGUCUGUGCACUGAACUCCACCCUGCAAUAAUUGUAAUAAUUACUUCAAUAAGCUCAUUGUUUCUGCAUAUAAUUAAUACGUGUUAGCGAACUGUGUGAUUUGUACAUGUACAUUUCUGAAAUACAUAACUUGAACACAGAUCAAUCUAAACUGUAAUGUAGAAACAAGCAUUUUCUGUAAAGCCGCUUUGAAACGAUAUGUAAUGUGAAAAGCGCCAUACAAAUAAAUGAGAAUUGAAUUGA
Megalobrama amblycephala (Wuchang bream) is the source of this 1964-nucleotide messenger RNA. RefSeq lists its product as uncharacterized. Lineage: Eukaryota; Metazoa; Chordata; Actinopteri; Cypriniformes; Xenocyprididae. Bases 605 to 1339 code for a protein of 244 amino acids. The transcript has 6 exons. The record is from RefSeq and is a predicted model, not a curated record.